Messenger RNA from Euleptes europaea (tarantolino), 399 nucleotides. It is a transcript of the gene TSC22D1, whose product is annotated as TSC22 domain family member 1. Bases 1 to 399 code for a protein of 132 amino acids. The transcript is spliced from 3 exons. Gene Ontology annotation, biological process: regulation of transcription by RNA polymerase II. The record is from RefSeq and is a predicted model, not a curated record. NCBI's taxonomy places the organism in Eukaryota, Metazoa, Chordata, Lepidosauria, Squamata, Sphaerodactylidae.
AUGGAGGUGGGCGUCUGCCGGCUGCGCCACUUCUCCAUCUCGUGCCUGUCUGCGCUGCUGGGCACCGACACCUCCGCCCCGAGCCUCGACGGCAGCUCGUCCGGCGCCAGCAUCGUCGCCAUCGACAACAAGAUCGAGCAAGCCAUGGAUCUCGUCAAGAGCCAUUUGAUGUACGCCGUCAGGGAGGAGGUGGAGGUCCUCAAGGAGCAGAUCAAGGAGCUCGUCGAGAAGAACAGCCAGCUGGAGCAGGAGAACAGCCUCCUGAAGACGCUGGCCAGCCCCGAACAGCUGGCCCAGUUCCAGGCCCAGCUGCAGACCUCUUCUUCGCCCACACCCUCCCAGCCGCAAGGGACCGGGCAGCCCCAGCCGCCGCUACCGGGCUCGGGGCCUUCGGCGUAG